AUGCUCGGAGCUGGAGCCCUCACGUCCCGCUCUUGUGUCUCUCGCUGUGUUUCCCUCUGCAGUAUAUACAGUAGCGAUGAGGAUGAAGAAGAUGUUGAGAUGUAUGAUCACGAUUAUGAUGGCCUGCUACCCAAGACUGGAAAACGUCACUUAGGGAAAACCAGGUGGACCCGCGAGGAGGAUGAGAAACUGAAGAAGCUCGUGGAGCAGAAUGGCACAGAAGACUGGAAAGUCAUUGCCAAUUUCCUUCCCAAUCGGACGGAUGUUCAGUGCCAGCACCGAUGGCAGAAGGUACUAAACCCAGAACUUAUCAAAGGUCCGUGGACGAAAGAGGAGGAUCAAAGGGUAAUAGAACUCGUGCAGAAAUACGGUCCAAAGCGCUGGUCUGUCAUUGCUAAGCAUUUGAAGGGAAGGAUUGGAAAGCAGUGCAGGGAGAGGUGGCACAACCAUUUGAAUCCAGAAGUGAAGAAAACCUCCUGGACAGAAGAGGAAGAUAGAAUUAUUUACCAGGCACACAAGAGGCUGGGAAACAGAUGGGCAGAAAUUGCCAAGUUGCUGCCUGGACGAACCGAUAAUGCUAUCAAGAACCACUGGAAUUCCACCAUGCGCCGGAAGGUCGAGCAGGAGGGCUACCUGCAGGAGUCCUCCAAAGCCUGUCACACCUCAGCAGCCCCUGGCUUUCAGAAGAGCAACCACUUGAUGGCUUUUUCUCACAACCCACCUUCUGCACAGCUGCCAGUAGCCGGCCAGCCCCCGCUGAGCAGUGACUACCCCUACUACCACAUCUCCGAGCCACAAAACGUCCCUGGUCAGAUCCCAUAUCCAGUAGCACUGCAUGUAAAUAUUGUCAAUGUUCCUCAGCCGGCCGCGGCAGCUAUCCAGAGACACUAUAAUGAUGAAGACCCUGAGAAAGAAAAACGAAUAAAGGAAUUAGAGUUGCUACUAAUGUCGACUGAGAAUGAACUGAAAGGGCAGCAGGCAUUACCAACACAGAACCACACAUCAAACUACCCCGGCUGGCACAGCACCACGGUGGCUGACGGUACCAGGACCAGUGGUGACAGUGCCCCCGUUUCCUGUUUGGGGGAACACCACCACUGUACUCCAUCUCCACCGGUGGAUCACGGUUGCUUACCCGAGGAAAGUGCAUCCCCUGCCCGGUGCAUGAUUGUUCACCAGAGCAACAUCCUGGAUAAUGUUAAGAAUCUCUUAGAAUUUGCAGAAACACUCCAGUUAAUAGACUCCGGCAGUGCGGCUCCAUGGGUCCUUCUUCGCCAAAGGAGAGGGCACUCCAGCCCCUUAGCCAGUGGCCACGGUGGCACCUUGGGCCUAGGUGACGCCAGCAGCUCAACUCUUCCUAAGAGCUCCCCUGUCAAAAGCCUGCCCUUCUCUCCCUCGCAGUUCUUAAACACCUCGUCCAGCCACGAAAACCUGAACCUGGACAACCCCUCGCUCACUUCCACGCCGGUGUGUGGCCAUAAGAUGGCUGUCACCACGCCGUUCCACAGGGACCAGGCUUUCAAAGCUCAGAAGGAAAACCACGUUUUCAGAACUCCAGCAAUCAAGAGGUCGAUAUUAGAGAGCUCUCCAAGAACACCCACUCCAUUCAAAAACGCACUUGCAGCUCAGGAAAUCAAAUAUGGCCCUUUGAAGAUGCUGCCUCAAACUCCGACUCAUCUUGUAGAAGAUCUGCAGGACGUUAUCAAGCAGGAGUCGGAGGAAUCUGCAAUAGUGGCUGGGCUACAUGAAAGUGGACCCCCUUUGCUGAAGAAAAUCAAACAAGAGGUGGAGUCUCCAACAGAUAAAGCUGGCAAUUUUUUCUGCUCAAAUCACUGGGAAGGAGAAAACCUGAACACUCAGCUCUUUACGCACGGGUCUACUAUGGAAGAUGUGCCAAAUCUUCUUACCAGCUCCAUUUUAAAGAUGCCCGUGUCUGAAGAGGAUGGCAGUUUUCACAAGACAUUUGCAGUACCUAGGAACAGGCCACUAGCUAGUCCUCUGCAGCACCUGAACAAUGCCUGGGAGUCGGCGUCCUGCGGGAAGAUCGAGGACCAGAUGGCCCUGACGGAUCAGGCGCGCAAGUACAUGGCCGCCUUCCCCACCCGGACUCUGGUGAUGUGAGAGGGUCGACGGACAGAGAAGCAUUAUGGUUUCGAGAACACUUCACCUCCGCUGGGAAAUUCCUGUUCCUCGGCAUGAAAACUUUUCAUGAAUGGGAGAAGAGCCUAUUUUUGUUGUGGUACAACAGUUGGGAGCAGCACAAAGUGCAUUUAGUCACUCAGCAUAUAUAUUCUUGUUGGAUUUCACCCAACUUAAGAGGAUUUUUUUUUUUUUUUGAAUAAAUGAUACUUGCCUAAAUUAUUAGGUAUUAAGUUUGAAUCAGUAAUUAAUGAUCUUAAGUGCAGACUUAUAAUAAGGGUAAUUUUUUUUGUACUUUUUGAGAUCAAGCAAACCUAAUACACCAGUAUUGUUAUUUCAGUGAUGUGUUAGCCAGGGAUGGGGUCUUGUUCGUUUCUUUUUUUUAUUUUUUUAUUUUUUUUUUAAAUAAUAAAAGAGCAGGUACUCAAACGGAUAUAUUUUAAAUCACUGAACAAAAAUGCAUUGGUGUAAAAUACCGAAGUGAAAAGCAUUACUACAAACGCUAGUCUGUGCAAAGGGGGAAAACUGAUCAAGAUCGUGAAUGCUCAAACAUCCAUGCCUCUUGAAAUAACUCUUUCAUUCUCUUUUGGUUCUAGGCCAUUAUACGUUGUGUGUUUCUGUUUGGGGGGGGAGGGGGAGGGUAAUUAGCUUGCUUUAAAAAAAUAUUACUGUAUGAAACAUAGAUUUAUGAGAAAAAUUAUAUUUUUAUUCAGUAAUUUAAUUUUGUAAAUGCCAAAUGAAUACUGUGUUUUGCUGCUACAGACCUUAGUGUGUAGACAUGCUGCUAGUGUAAAAGGAGCAGUAGAGCUUUAUAUGGAAAGAUAAAAAAGUUGUUGUUAGCUAAUUGACUAUGCACUAGCAUUUCAGACCUUUUUAUUUUAAUUUUUUUUUACAUGGUUUAUAUUUUUUUUCCCCUUUUUUGUUUUUUAUAAGCAAUAUCUUUGAACACUGUUCCUGGGAGAUUUUUUUUUUUAUUAUUUUUUUGUUGGAUGUGUUGUUUUGUUCCUCAUUGGUUUGUAAGAGCAUGCAUUGCACCUUCAUAUGUUUGGGAGAACACUGUCUUGUUCAUGUUGUCUGUUUUGUUCCAUGUCUAGCUAAUUGUUCCCUAACUUGGGUCUCGUGUACCGAAUCAGGUUCUUAGAAAUACAUGGUUCUUUGUACUGCCAUACCAAAUCUUUAUCGAUAUGGCAAAACACUGAUUUUAUUUUUUUUUAUUUUUUAUUGUUUGGUUUUUUUUAUAACAGCCUCUGACUUUGCUGCCUUAAUAGCAUUGGGUGCAGCUUCACCUGCACUUAAUUUUUUUAUACGACAAUGUACUGCCUUGUAGAUAAAUAAAGUGUGUUCUUUUU
Calidris pugnax (ruff) is the source of this 3488-nucleotide messenger RNA. RefSeq names its product v-myb avian myeloblastosis viral oncogene homolog (gene MYB). The transcript is spliced from 16 exons. The record is from RefSeq and is a predicted model, not a curated record. Lineage: Eukaryota; Metazoa; Chordata; Aves; Charadriiformes; Scolopacidae. Gene Ontology annotation, cellular component: nucleus. Gene Ontology annotation, biological process: regulation of DNA-templated transcription. Bases 1 to 2121 code for a protein of 706 amino acids. Gene Ontology annotation, molecular function: DNA-binding transcription factor activity, RNA polymerase II-specific; RNA polymerase II cis-regulatory region sequence-specific DNA binding.